This is a messenger RNA of Seminavis robusta, 1017 nucleotides long. The record is from the annotation of a GenBank genome assembly. NCBI's taxonomy places the organism in Eukaryota, Bacillariophyta, Bacillariophyceae, Naviculales, Naviculaceae.
AUGCCCGGAACCGACGUUGACAAGACCAGCCCAGAGUACCUCUGGAGCGAACCCAAAAUGAAGGAAGUCAUUGAACUUUGGGAACUCACCCCUUCCGAUACACAAAAGCUAUUCAUCCUCAAGGCCAAGCUCAAGAAUGUGCACCAUCUCUGGAACUCCCCCGACGUCAUUAUGGGAUUUGUCAGCACUGGAGGCUGGGAGACUGCAGAGCAGCGUUUCCGCAAGAUGAUCCAAUGGCGGUUGGACAACAAGGUCGAUGCACUCUUGACAGAAUUCAAACCCAAUCCACUGAUUUUAGAUAACUCUUGCGUUGCCUUUUUGAAGAACUACGAUCACCAAGGAGACCCGAUCUAUCUCGAACGUGGUGGAGCUCUUGAUGUCAAGGGGUUGCUCAAGCGAUUCCCUCGGGAAGAGCUCAUGCGUCAUGCCAUUUGGUUGCGCGAAGUCCAAUGCAACGGAGCUUGGCUCGAUGAGUACGAAAGACGCCAAGGACGUGGUGUUCGAAGCAUUACCGUGGUGUACGACCUCAAGGACUUGUCCACUCGGCAUUUGCACCCCAACGUACUUGGCUUUUUCCAAGAGCUGAUGCAACUCACAGACGAUUAUUACCCCGGUCCGAUCAAGCGCAUGAUUAUCAUUCGUGCUCCCCACAUUUUCCGGUUUGCCUGGAAGACCAUCAAGGGAUUCUUCUCGGAGGAAUCACAGAGCAAGAUGAUCUUUGCUGAUAGCGACUACCUAGCAGAGCUGGGCAAGUGGAUGGACGUUGAUGUCUUGCCACAAUGUAUCAACCCCGAUGGCCACGGAGAAACCGCCAUUGGUAUGCCCAAGUACAUGCAAGGAGGACAAAUCCCUGAUCACAUUGGCGAGGGCGGUGUAGGUUACCAUGCCGUCGGUUCAGGUUUGUCCGAGGCAUCAAGUCCAGCAGAUGAUAGCUCGACAGACGAGUCGGCGAGUGAGGAAGAAGUGGAGCAGCUGAUGGCUGGUCUUCACCUGACACAGGUUCCCGCCAAGGCCUAG